Microthlaspi erraticum is the source of this 2298-nucleotide messenger RNA. The record is from the annotation of a GenBank genome assembly. NCBI's taxonomy places the organism in Eukaryota, Viridiplantae, Streptophyta, Magnoliopsida, Brassicales, Brassicaceae.
AUGCUUCUUCGAGCUCUGUUUCUGUCUCUCUCUCUAGGGCUCUGGGCGUUCAAAUUCGUGGUUUCAGAGAUUCAAUUGGGUUCUAGACUCGUCGUUGGCGAAAACAGCUUGUGGGAAUCCAACAAUGGUGAUUUUGCGAUUGGGUUUUUCAAUCCUCCCGAUUUGCCUAACCGGUUUAGCAUCGGUAUCCGGUUUAACUCCGAAUCAAUCCCUUCCGAUCAGCGGAAAGUCGUCUGGGUUGCUGGAGCAGGUGUUUCCGUCACCGACAACACCUCCUACUUCGAGCUCUCUCGUACCGGAGAAUUGGUAUUGUUCGAUUCCUCUUUGCGUGUUCCGGUUUGGAACAGCAAGACGAACCGGUUCUCUGUCUCCUCUGCUCUGCUCCGUGACGAUGGUAAUCUUGUGUUGUUGAAAGACAGUGAAGAGAUUGUUUGGCAAAGCUUUGAUACUCCUGCUGAUACUCUGCUUCCGAACCAAAAGCUGUUAGCUUUAGAGAUGCUUAGAGCUGCUAGUGAGAGUUCUAGGUCUAGCUAUUACAGUCUCCACAUGAAGGAUACAGGGAGGUUAGAGCUGAGAUGGGAGAGUAACAUUUCCUUCUGGUCAAGCGGAAACGAAGAAGCCACGAAGAAGAAGAAGGAGAAGAUCGGUGCUCUUCUGACUUCAGAGGGUGCUCUGUUUCUUGUGGAUCAAGAUCUGAUGAGACCGGUUUGGUCUGUUUUCGGAGAAGAUCACAACGACACUACCGUGAAGUUCCGGUUUAUCAGGCUUGACCGGGACGGUAAUCUGAGAAUGUACUCGUGGAACUCGUGGAACGAGGAUUCAGGGGUUUGGAAACCGGUUUGGCAAGCCGUUGAGAACCAGUGUCGGGUUUUCGCCACCUGCGGUUCGCAAGUUUGCUCCUUUAACAGCUCCGGAGACGCCGAGUGCACUUGUCCUUACAACACCUUCGCGCCGGUGUGGAAUCCGAAAUGCUUGGCGCCGUAUCAGAAGCUGGGAUGCAAAUCCAGCUUCGACAUGGUGAAAUUUAAGAACUUGGACUUGUAUGGGAUUUAUCCGGCGGAUGAUUCGGUUAUCCCUCGGAUCAGCUCGCAGAGAUGCAAGAAGAUGUGUUUGGAGAACUCUUCUUGCACCGCAGUCACUUACAUUAACGAUGGGAACGCUCAAUGUCGCAUGAAGCUGACUCGGUACAUCAGCGGUUACUCUGAUCCGUCUCUGAGCUCUGUUUCGUUUGUGAAAACAUGUUUAGAUCCGAUCGCUGUGAAUCCGAAUGUGUCGAAAGGUUUGUCACCUGUGGAUGUAUCAGCAAAGUCUCAAAGUAUCUGUCUUCCAUGUCUCGUUGGUGCGACUUCCACUACGCUUGCUCUGUUUCUCUGUUUUCAGCUCGUUGUAGUUGUGUACAUGUACAGGAGGAAGAAGAAGCAAGCGAAGAAGAAAGCUGAUCGGUUUUCGAAAGCGGCGAAUCCGAAAGGAGUGAUUGUAUUCUCUGUCGAUGAGAUCAAGGCGAUGACUAACGACUUUGAGGAUAGCAUAGGACCGGAGAUGUUCAAGGGGGUUAUGCCGGAGGGUGAAGAGCUUGUUGCGGUUAAAGAAAUGGAGGCAGCGUUGACAGAGGAAAGGAAGUUUAGGAGCUCUGCAGCGAAGAUAGGGACAAUGCAUCACAAGAAUUUAGCGAAGCUUGAAGGUUACUGCUGCGAGCGAGGCAGGAGGUUUGUGGUUUACGAAUACGCCAAGAACGGGUCGAUACUCGACCACAUUGUUGACCCUUUGCGAAGCAAGAAGCUGACGUGGAGGAAGAGAACGGAGACCUGCUUAAGCGUGGCGAAAGCUUUGUGUUAUCUCCACACGGAGUGUAGAGAGUUCGUCAGUCAUGGGAACUUGAACUGUGAGAACAUUCUGCUCGGUGAGGGGUUAGAAGCGAAGCUGACGGAAUACGGAUUCGGUUCUUGUGCUGCGGAUAAAGACGUUGAGGAUUUUGGGGAGACGGUUUUAGCUGUGGUGACUGGGAGGUACGAGUGGGGAGGAGUGGUGAGUGAGUGGGUGUAUAGAGAAUGGAUUGAAGGGAGGAAAGAAACCGUUGUGGACGAGAGAUUGGAGGGAGGUUUCGAUGUGGAGGAGCUCGAGCGGGUUUUGAGGAUCUCCUUCUGGUGUGUUCAGGCUGAUGAAAGGCUAAGGCCAUCAAUGGGGGAAGUAGUCAAGGUUUUGGAAGGUGCAUUGUCUGUUGAUCCACCGCCACCGCCUUUUGCUUGUGCAAGAUCAUCGUCGCCGACUAACUCAUCGGAGUCUGGUUAUUCGUUGUAA